This is a messenger RNA of Hyaloscypha bicolor E, 1454 nucleotides long. RefSeq names its product cytochrome b5. The transcript is spliced from 4 exons. Gene Ontology annotation, cellular component: endomembrane system; membrane. The record is from RefSeq and is a predicted model, not a curated record. NCBI's taxonomy places the organism in Eukaryota, Fungi, Ascomycota, Leotiomycetes, Helotiales, Hyaloscyphaceae. Bases 266 to 976 code for a protein of 236 amino acids.
CCCUCACGAAGCAAAAUCCAUACCCUCCAACUCUCAAUUCUCAAUUGCCAAUACUCAUCAUUGUCAAUUGCUGAUUGUGGGAGUCCGAUUCUUCAUAUCUGGUGAUACACGCGCAGUACCUCUCCACAAGGCCGACAUAGCGCUGCGAGGCUAAACAGCAUCACCGUUAUAGCAACCACCUGUCCUCUUCUCUCCCAUCACUACUUCACGACCUCAAUUACUCCCUCCAAUUACCCCUCUCUCCCUCUUUACAACCAAUUCCAAAAUGGCAGACGUCCGCCAAAGAAAGAAAGCAGAACCUCCCUCCGCGCCCUCGCAGUCACCCAAAUCCGCAUCCACACUGGCGAAAGAAGAAGACACGAGCAGCUUCUCGAUCCUAGAUAUCUUCCGCGUUCUAACAUUCCUUUCGAAGAGUUUUGUGUGGGGACUAGAACGACCAGACUUCACCCGUCUAGACGUUCUGAAAUCCUGGCUUAACGGUCCGAUCCAAUAUACAGAUGCGGAUUUGAAGGCAUUUGAUGGGACGGAUCCUACGAAGCCGAUUUUAUUGGCGAUCAACGGAACUAUCUACGAUGUCUCUAAUGGGCGAAAGCACUACGGCCCCGGAGGCAGUUAUCACCUGUUCGCCGCCGCCGACGCGUCAAGAGGCUUUGUGACUGGUUGUUUUGACACGGAUCGCACGCCGGAUAUGCGUGGGGUAGAGGAGAUGUUCUUGCCUUUGGACGACCCUGAGAUAGACGGCCUGUAUUCCAGCUCGCAGAUGAAGAUAAUGAAGGAGCAGGAGAAACGAAAGGCGAAAGUGGAGGUUUACAAAGCGCUGAAGCACUGGGUUGACUUUUUUGGGAAUAGUAAGAAGUAUACGCGGGUUGGAGAGGUGAAGAGGGAGGAGGGGUGGCAGACAAAGGGGCCGGCGCCGACAUUGUGUGCGAGGGCGCAGGAGGGACGGAGUAAGAGAGAACGGCCGGAGGGGAAGUGAGGGGUGUUGUGAGGGUUUAGGGUUAUGGUAGAAUGGGACAGGAGAUUAUUAUGGUGGGAAGGAAAAGAAGAAAAAGGGAGAAUAAAAUGGUAGUAAUAUGUAUUAUAGAUAAGGGGGAUAUGGAUAGGCAAGAGCUGCCACAAACACAAGGAAUUCCAAAAGAGGUGUGCUUUACAACUGUCAAGAGAUGAUUAGUCUUGUUAAAGUGCUAUCCGAUGACAAGUGUUUAUUUCUCUCUUCAAUGUAGAGCAUCCUACAUUACACUCCAACACAAACUCGCUUCUCAAAUUAUAUAUUAGAAUCGAACAACAGGUAGUCAAGUUCCAACCCUCCCGUCCACCAGCCCUGCAUUUCCUCUUCCCGCCUCCCAAGCCAUCAUGCCCUACUCCCCUGCCCCUUUCCUCCUCCUCCCUUACCACAACACCCAUCGAACUCCCAGCGCGAGAGUCAGCGUUGGCAAAUCUCCCAUACUACAGCA